Molecule: messenger RNA, 1183 nt
Organism: Brassica rapa (field mustard)
Lineage: Eukaryota; Viridiplantae; Streptophyta; Magnoliopsida; Brassicales; Brassicaceae
Product: 2-oxoglutarate-dependent dioxygenase DAO-like
Source: RefSeq, a predicted model, not a curated record
AUUAAACUAACUCAUUUAUUGAUAACAAUCUUAAAGAUUAACUUUCACAUACAAAGUUCCAGCAACACUUUAAAAUUUUCAAAACACAGACCUCUCUUCCCAAACUCUCCUUUGAAAAUAAUGUCCAACACCGGUGUAGUUUUCCCGACGAUAGACUUGGGAGAGGUUUCCGAUGAGAUCUUGAAUCAGAAACUCCGUGAAGCCGGCGAGAGAUUGGGAUGCUUCAGAGUGAUUAACCAUGGAGUUUCUUUGUCUCUCAUGUCUGAGAUGAAGAAGACCGUUAUGGAUCUCUUUGAACGUCCCUACGAGGUGAAAGUACGUAACACUGAUGUGCUACCAGGGAGUGGUUACAGAUUUCGUCCAAGCGAAACCAAUCCUAAUUAUGAAGCAUUAGGUCUCCUCGACCUGGCUUCUCCUCAAGCUCUCAAUACUUUCUGUGACCAGCUCGAUGCUUCUGCUGAACAAAGGGAGAUUAUGCUGAAGUAUGCAGAAGCUAUUCAUGGGCUUGCAAAAGAUUUAUCAAGGAGACUAGCAGAGAGUUACGGGUUGGCUGAUACUACCAACUUCUUCAAAUCUUGGCCAAUCCAGUUUAGUAUCAACAAGUAUCAUUUCAAACCCGAAACAGUCGGGAAAGUUGGUGUGCAGGCACACACAGAUUUUGGGUUCUUGACGAUACUUCAAGAUGAUGAAAACGUGGGUGGAUUUGAAGCCAUGGACCCUUCUUCAGGAACGUUCUUUCCCUUAAGCCCGUUGACAAACUCGCUUGCUAUCAACCUUGGGGACAUGGCGACAAUAUGGAGCAAUGGAAGGUUGGGCAGCGUGAAGCAUAGGGUGCGAUGCGAAGCUAAAACCAGGUUUUCUAUCGUCUCCUUCCUGUUGGGACCAGUGGAUACAGAUUUGGAAGCUCCAAGUGAGUUUGUGGAUGAUGAACAUCCGCGGCUAUACAAGCCUAUAAGUAAUAAAGGGAUACGAAGUCUCAGAGUGACAACGAACUUGAUUGAUGGAGAAGCUCUUAAACAUAUAUCCUAUGAAUGAAUGAACAUGAUGUAAUGACAUAAAAAGACUAUUCUACUUUUUAUUUGGUGUUCUUGAGAUAGAGAAGUAAAGAUGUAACUGUCUUAAGGUAUGUGAAAAUUAUGGAUUUUCGCAAUAUAUAUAAAUAAAAGACUUUGUACUUAGUUUA